AGAGGAGGCACUACGACACCACGGCUCCGCCCACAACAUACACACACAAUCACACACUCAGGUGGGGAGGUGCUGUUUGAGGUGGAUUGUACUCGUCUGUCAGAGUGUGUGUGUCUGCGUGGUCGACAGUUUGACCGCGUCAUCUUUAACUUCCCUCACUGCGGUCGGAAGAGUGGCGUGAGGAAGAACAGGCUGCUGCUCAAACACUUCUUCCUCAGCUGUGUGGGGGUGCUGAAGGAGGAAGGGGAGGUGCUUGUGUCUCUGUGCAACGGGCAGGGCGGGACUCCAGCUGACCGACCAAUGAGAGAGUGGCACAACAGCUGGCAGGUGGUCGCCAUGGCAGCAGAGGCAGGGCUCAUCCUGAACGAGGUCCGCCCCUUCGACGGCGAGAAACCUGACGGUUACCAAUCCACCGGGUACAGGAGCCAGGAUAAGUGUUUCCAUGCAGAGCAGGGCGUGACUCAUGUCUUCAGUCGUAGCGUGGCCUGCAGCGCCCCCCAGAGGAAGCACAUGGAGCAGCACGUUCUGGGAGGACAAACACUGGCCUACCACAUACCUGCUGAACUAUCACAUUACAUACACAGGUACACACACACACACACACACACACACACACACGAGGGAGAGGAGUGUGUAGGUGAGGGAGAGGAGUGUGAGGGAGAGGAGGGUGUAGGUGAGGAAGAGGAGGGUGUAGGUGAGGAAGAGGAGGGUGUAGGUGUUGCGGGGUACGUGCUGCGUCCUUCUCUACUGCCUCAGACGGCGAUCCUGAGACGGGAGAGAAAACGCAGAGAGAGAGAGGAGGUUCUGCAUGGCGUGAGCGGCCUAGUCUUUCAGAGAGUUCACAUCAGUCCCUGGUCCCCUCCUGCCUUCCACCAGCUCCUCCUCUGGGGAGCAUGGCCCAAAGCCUCUCAGUCAGUCCCUGACCUGGGACGGAGUCUGGAGCGUCUGCUGACCCGCUACGGGCUUUCCCUGGCUGAGGAGCAGGGGUCGCUGUGGCUGGCGGCCGAGCCAAUGGGACGGCUAGGCCGGCUGUGGGCUGAUGACCUCGCCGAUGGCGUCAGUGUGUGUCUGAACCUUGACCUCCUAGCGUCACUGGUCUACUCCCUACCUGACUGGCGCCUGCUCUGGUCACCUGACCCACGCUUCCUCAACCACUUCCUGCUCCGCCCGUUGCUGGAGCAACCGUUCCGUCCCUUCUCCCUGUUUCCACAGAGAUUUGUUUAUGACAUCAGCUUCUGGGCGGGGUCAGACUGGCAGGAGGCAGAGUUUCAUGCUGUCGUCAGAGAGGCCAGUAGAGAGACGGUAGAGAACGUUACGCUCGUAGACACAUACACACAGACCGACACACACCCUGACCUAACACACACCAGCUACUGUUACAGGCUCACCUAUCGCUCACACACACACGCCCUCUCACAUACACACGCACUCAAACUCCACACACACCUGCAACACCUGCUGUCCACACGCAUGCACCUCACCGUCAGGUAGCGUCCGUCAGGUAGCAUCCAUCAGGUAGCGUCCAUCAGGUAGCGUCCGUCAGGUAGCGUCAGGUAGCGUCCGUCAGGUAGCGUCCAUCAGGUAGCGUCCGUCAGGUAGAGUCCGUCAGGUAGAGUCCGUCAGGUAGCGUCCGUCAGGUAGCGUCCGUCAGGUAGCGUCCGUCAGGUAGAGUCCGUCAGGUAGCGUCCAUCAGGUAGCGUCCGUCAGGUAGAGUCCGUCAGGUAGCGUCCGUCAGGUAGCGUCCGUCAGGUAGCGUCCGUCAGGUAGCGUCCGUCAGGUAGCGUCCGUCUGUGUGUGAGAGGUGAGCGCAGUGUUGUAAUAUGCUGUAGCAACACUUUCCAGACAAUGAAGCUGGUGGUUGGUGUCAGGCUGGUGUUGGUGUGGUGUUGGUGUCAGGAUGGUGUUGGUGUCCGGACGGUGUUGGUGUCAGGGCAGUGUUGAUGUCAGGACGGUGUUGGUAUCAGGGCGGUGUUGGUGUCAGGACGGUGUUGGUGUUGGUGUCAGGGCGGUGUUGGUGUCAGGGCGGUGUUGGUGUCAGGACGGUGUUGGUGUCAGGGCGGUGUUGGUGUCAGGACGGUGUUGGUGUCAGGGCGGUGUUGGUGUCAGGACGGUGUUGGUGUCAGGACGGUGUUGGUGUCAGGGAGGUGUUGAUGUCAGGACGGUGUUGGUGUCAGGACGGUGUUGGUGUCAGGGAGGUGUUGGUGUUGAUGUCAGGACGGUGUUGGUGUCAGGGAGGUGUUGGUGUCCGGACGGUGUUGGUGUCAGGGAGGUGUUGGUGUUGAUGUCAGGACGGUGUUGGUGUCAGGGCGGUGUUGGUGUCCGGACGGUGUUGGUGUCAGGGAGGUGUUGGUGUUGAUGUCAGGACGGUGUUGGUGUCAGGGAGGUGUUGGUGUCCGGACGGUGUUGGUGUCAGGACGGUGUUGGUGUCAGGGAGGUGUUGGUGUCCGGACGGUGUUGGUGUCAGGGCGGUGUUGGUGUUGAUGUCAGGACGGUGUUGGUGUCAGGGAGGUGUUGGUGUCCGGACGGUGUUGGUGUCAGGGCGGUGUUGGUGUUGAUGUCAGGACGGUGUUGGUGUCAGGGAGGUGUUGGUGUCCGGACGGUGUUGGUGUCAGGACGGUGUUGGUGUUGAUGUCAGGACGGUGUUGGUGUCAGGGAGGUGUUGGUGUUGAUGUCAGGACGGUGUUGGUGUCAGGGAGGUGUUGGUGUCCGGACGGUGUUGGUGUCAGGGCGGUGUUGGUGUUGAUGUCAGGACGGUGUUGGUGUCAGGGAGGUGUUGGUGUCCGGACGGUGUUGGUGUCAGGCGGUGUUGGUGUCAGGGCGGUGUUGGUGUUGGUGUCAGGACGGUGUUGGUGUCAGGAUGGUGUUGGUGUGGUGUUGGUGUCAGGCCGGUGUUGGUGUCAGGGAGGUGUUGGUGUCCGGACGGUGUUGGUGUCCGGACGUUGUUGGUGUCAGGACGGUGUUGGUGUUGAUGUCAGGACGGUGUUGGUGUCAGGAUGGUGUUGGUGGGGUGUUGGUGUCAGGACGGUGUUGGUGUCCGGACGGUGUUGGUGUCAGGGCGGUGUUGAUGUCAGGACGGUGUUGGUGUCAGGGCGGUGUUGAUGUCAGGACGGUGUUGGUGUCAGGGCGGUGUUGGUGUCAGGACGGUGUUGGUGUUGAUGUCAGGACGGUGUUGGUGUUGAUGUCAGGACGGUGUUGGUGUCCGGACGGUGUUGGUG
This is a messenger RNA of Salmo salar (Atlantic salmon), 3215 nucleotides long. The record is from RefSeq and is a predicted model, not a curated record. Lineage: Eukaryota; Metazoa; Chordata; Actinopteri; Salmoniformes; Salmonidae.